Molecule: messenger RNA, 339 nt
Organism: Brassicogethes aeneus
Lineage: Eukaryota; Metazoa; Arthropoda; Insecta; Coleoptera; Nitidulidae
Source: the annotation of a GenBank genome assembly
AUGGUAACAGUAAAAGUCCCAAUAAGAAGAGAAAAUUUCAGAUGGCAACUCUACGAGUUGGUAACAACUCCAUUUGCUUGGCACAACCAAACAUGUCACAUUCAACACGAAGCUUUAUGUUUGGAAAUAGCGAUAAGGAACCAGAAGGAAGUAGCGCUAACCAUUUCUGGAACCAACCUACACCAAUGCAAGCCGUAUGAAAAUAAAUUAUGCUAUCUUCCAAGAUUUUCAUCAGACAACCUACAUGGACCCCAAUGUGUAAAAAUGCUGUUUCACGGAGCCACCGUAGAAGAAAUCGCGAAAAAUUGUCCAAUGAGAUGUUUGUCUUCCAAGUCAUAA